AUGUCUCUUACAAAUACAUUUCAUAAAAUAAUUGAAAGGCUUGAGACCGAAAAUAUGAAUAAAAGAUUUUUGACGUUUAAGCAUUCAAAAACACAUUAUUUUCAACCUCUAAUGGUUACAAGUGUAUUUUGGGAAGUUAAUACACUAUUAAACGAAUGGUUAUCCUCUUCCUUAUGUGCAGAACAUCAAAAACAAAUUUGUGAAGCUUCAACUUAUCAUGCAAAGCUAAUUGGGGACAAUGAUAUUUUUGAAUUAUUACAUUGUCAAGACGAAUUGGAUUUAGAGAAUCAAAUUAAUCCAGAAUUAAUUAACAAUGGAGAUGAAUCAACGAUUGCCAUAUUUAUUGAAGAUAAGUAUGAAGAUAAAAAAAUCUUUCUUAAAAAUCUUUUACAAGAAUUUAAUAUUGAUGAUAUACAUGAAAUUUGGAAAGUUGAAUCAUUAUUGGCUUGUUCACCAACUUCUUGUCAAUAUGUAGUAAUCUUAAAAAAUGGCUGUAAUAAUGUUGCAAAAUUUCAUAUUAAUAUGAUUCCAAAAAGAUGGUAUAAGGAACAUUUACAAUCAGAUUUGAUGAAAAUUAAUAAUUCACCAGUUGUUACACUUGGUAAUGAACGUAAUAAUGUGCAUAAUGUUAAUAAAUCAGAUAGAGAUCAGCUAAUUGAUAUUGACUUUACACAAACAAAUAUUUUUAAUCAACGCUAUAAAUCACCUAAUAUUCAAAGACAAGCUUUUAAAAAAAAUGAGUAUGCUAUUUUAACAGGACUUUCAAGAAAGGCUUCUCAAUUAGCAAUAAAAGAUAGGAAUGAUGAAUUAAAAGAUUUUUUAAAUAAAUUUAUUGAAAAAAGAAAAAAAAAUCAUGAGAUGCAAGAAUCAAAUAGGAGAUUGAGAACAAUUGAUAAUGUAGUAAAUAAAAAUGUAAGAAGUGCAGAAAUUAAUGGCAAAAUUGUUUUUGAAGCUAAUGGAAGAGUAUAUGCAACAGAUGAGAUUAAUGAACAAUUAGAACAUAUUGCAAAAGGUCGUCCUGCUAACAAAAGAUUAAAAUCUAGUAUAGAAAUUUCUGGAAAAAGCAGUGGUAAUAUUUUAGGUAAAGAAAACGCCAAUAAAAAGGAAUAUAUAUGUAGUAAAUGUAAAGAAAUAGGACAUAAUGAAAGAACAUGUAAAAAGUAAAUAGAAGAUUUAUAUAUUCUUACGUGCUAAAAUUUAAAGUUGUUUAAUAGUUGCGUUAAAUAAUAAUUGCGUUGAAUGAGAGACUUAGAGUUAGUUUA
Rhizophagus irregularis DAOM 181602=DAOM 197198 is the source of this 1262-nucleotide messenger RNA. The record is from RefSeq and is a predicted model, not a curated record. Lineage: Eukaryota; Fungi; Glomeromycota; Glomeromycetes; Glomerales; Glomeraceae.